AAUUAGUUAUACCUACGUCCAGAAAUUCAAUUCUCAGUUUUAUCCCAUUGAGUGUCCUUUGCCUUUAGUCGUCUCGUAGAAACGAAAGCAUGGAGUUGUAUAACACUUGUGUACGUGGAAAGAUGCGCAAGCAAGCCCGUACCCUCAUCUAUGAUAAGCUGCACAAAGGGGUGGUGUUGACCUGUGUGGGGCUAACACUGUAUGGCACAGUGAUACUUGGUGACUUUGUAUACCGACACUUCAUGUAUGUGCGGCCUAAGAUCCAGGCCGCCAAGGAAGCAGCGGAGAAAGAACUCUUGUCUGAAGGAGCAGCUGACAAGAUGCUACUGAAAGAUUAAUGGAAAUAUAUAUAUAUAUAUCUCUGCUUAAUUUAAGUUUUACCAUAAUGUAAAUAACAUAGUAAGCACUUUGUUAUGUAAUGUAGGAAAUAAAUUAAAUUAUUUUAAAUCAUA
Plutella xylostella (diamondback moth) is the source of this 452-nucleotide messenger RNA. RefSeq lists its product as uncharacterized. The record is from RefSeq and is a predicted model, not a curated record. NCBI's taxonomy places the organism in Eukaryota, Metazoa, Arthropoda, Insecta, Lepidoptera, Plutellidae.